AUGCGGGAGAGGCAGAUAUCUUCCGAUGAGCGGUGCGACUGGCUCCAGCGCGCCAGCGUGGCCGAGGAUACCGAGCUGGCCGAGCAGAUGGCCGACAAGUUCUCGGACCUUCGGUGGCUGGAGGCCCAGGUGGGCCUGGCCGCGGAUCUGGCCGAGGCGGCGAGGUGCGGCGACCUGGACAAGGUGAUGGAAGUACUGACGGACGGAAAGCUGAUGCUGGACAAUUGGCGCAGCGGUCCGUCACUGCGCAGCGUGAACGAGGCUCUGGCCGCAGGCAUUGAGCGUACUCUGCAUCAGCACCCCGGCAAGAUUGUCUUCUCUGCCGUCGAUGCCGUACACCUUUUCGGUCCUGGCAGUGCCUUGCUGUGCCUCGAGAACCUGGGCUUCGACGUCCGGCCAGUGGCCGCUGGGGAGGACCUCGGCUGCGAGCCGCCCAAGGCGGCGGCCGCCGGCGGGCAGGGCGCCAAGGAGCGGCCGCCGCGGCAGUGCCUGAUGCCCCCCGACCUCGCGCAGCCGGCGUCGUGCGGGGCCUUCGCGGCGCAGCUCGGGCACAGGCUCGGCGGCGACGUGCUGCACGGCCGCCACAUGUCGCACGAGAGGUGCGACGCCUGUCUGGCGGACGACGUGAGUUGCACCUGCAACGUCACCUGGCAGAACGACUCCGCCUUCGCGCGGCUCUGCGAGGACAUGACAGUGGGCGACGUCUACGGGCAGGUGUACGAGCUGGACUUCACGCGGAGGGGCGGCGGCCAGGAGAAGACGAUCCGCGGCCUCUACCAGAAGUGCUACGCGAGCAGCUGCGACCAGGACAUGGUCGCCCUCCGCGCGCUGCGCGAGUGGCACGCGAGCGACCCCAGCCUGCUGCACGGCAGCGUCGACCUCCGCCCCCGACGCGGGCCUGGCCCCGUGAGCACCAGCCCGGAGCCGGAGCCCCCGGGCGAGGCGCGGCGCGCCGACGCCUGGCCGCCCUGGGCCUGGGCGCUCUUCCUCGGCACCUGCGCGUGCUGCGCGGCCACCCUGGCCGCGAGCUGGUGGCUGAGGCGCGGCAAGCUGGCGGGCCACGGGCGCAGAAAGGCCACCUCUGCGGUGCCGACCGCGCCGCCGCCGCCGCGCGCGCGGGAGCCCGGCUUCCUCGCCGCCGCGCGGCACGGGGACGCGUGGGACGAGCAGCUGCCGCUCAACGCCAGCUUCGGGCCCCAGCAGGAGGGCCAGACCUCCCCGAGGUCGCCGGGCAGCCCGCUCCCCGCCGAUGCGGCCCCGGUUUGGCUCCCGGUCUUCUCCCGCGCCGUGCAGAUCCAGCAGGCGCUCCAGGGCGCCGGGGAGUCCGCCGCGCAGCAGAUGCGGGAGGCGCUGCGGGGCAUCAAGGCGCAGGCGGACUCGUUCCAGCCCAUGGAGAUGGGGACGCUGUCGCCGACGGCCGCGCAGGUCAGGCAGAGCCCGCGCCAGCACGCUGCCCGGGCACGGAUCGAGCAACAGCCAGAGCGGGCGCACCAGACUUUUGCGAGCCAGCCGACCAAUUUGAUCAAGGGCGGCACGGGCAUCGGGCGCUCCAACUCCUGGCUCGCGAUCGCGGGCACGCUCGGCAUCAAAGAGGAGGCGCGACGCGGUGACAGCCUCGCGCGGGGGCUGCGCCUGGCGACACGCCGGCAAGCAGCAGUCGACUUCGGUUGGCUUGGCACGCCGUUCGGCGCCGGCGACGGAGGCUGGGAGCCGAUCGAGGCGUGGCUGCAAGAGCCGAAGGGCGAGAAGGCUGCUCUGGCGGAGGCGCAGAAGCGGCUCGCAAACAAGUUCAAGAAAGAAGGACGGUGCAGGAAGUUCCCGAAGGACGCGAACCGGGCUACAAGGGGCAUCGCGCUCGACGAGUUCAUAUACAGACCUGGCGGGGCGGCGGCGGAGGAGAAGGCGGGCGCGGCAGGCCCGCUGCGGGAGCCGCUGCUGGCGGCGGCGCAGGCCGGCCCCUGCCCCGAGGGCGCGCAGCGCAGGGCGUGGUGCGGCUUGAGCGCGCGCCGCGGGGAGGAGUACGCGCUGCGGGGCAGCAUCCCUCGAGGACGGACGGGCCGCAGGACGGAUCGCGACGCCGUGCGGGAGAACGCGAAGGAGGAUGAAAGGCAGCCGGUGAAGUAUUUGGAGUCGUUCAAGACGUUCUAUCGCACUUUGAACCUGUCCCUGCGCGUGGCCUUCUGGUGCACGGUGUUCGGGGUGCCCGUCUACUCCCAGGUGGUCCACGAGGUCUUCUUCGGGUCAGAGCGAUGCGAGGCGACGCAGCUGGGGCGUUACGUGCUGGACGUCAACGGCGCUGGGCGUCAAGUGCUCGUCCCGUACGAGGACCCGCGGCAGGGGCGCGGGGGCCGGGAGCGGGACGUGUGGUGCGGGUUCGUGCCGCUGGCUUUCUUACAUUAUUGGCCCAACGUGAUCCAGAUGGUCAUCUACACAGUGUACCAGAACUCCGGCCAGACCGUGAUGCUCGCUUGGCAGGGCCUCGUCGGUACGGUUCUGGCGAUCAUUAACAUCACCGUGAUGACGCGCAUUUGGCCACAAGGAGCCAAGGACGCGGGCUACAUCCCGCUCGUCGCAUGGGUCGAUUGUCUGAGCUUGAUUUUCUUGAUGCUCAUCUCCAAGUGUGAAACCAACACCAUCAAGUUCGGGCUGACAUGGCACGUAUUCUUCAUGAUGAGCUACAUGGACCCGCACACUGGUUUGCGCGCCGGCGACCUGCCCACGGGCGUCCCAGGCUUGGAGUGGGACUCUGCGGCCACCGCCGUGCUGCUCACCACCGCCGUCGGCGCGGCCCUGGCGGUGCUGGCCACCCUCCUGCCUUACCCGAUGCUCAACGUCACCAGGAUAGACGACGACGCCCAGAACGUGAUCAACGCCAUCGAGAACAUCUGGGAGGACGCCAUCGUCUACUUCGGUGGCAGGAGCCCGAGCGCGAAGCGCUAUCAGAUUGAGGCCAAGAUAAUGCAGGUGUCAUGCACCAUCCAGAAGAACGAGGGCGACCUUGAGGCAUCUUGGUGGGAGACGUUGGACCUUUUCCGGUUCAAGAACAAGCGCGCGUUGUACAAGGCGUUGGACAUUGAAUUCGAAAAGGGUCGGCGGAUCAACCAGGUGCUCUACGCGAUGAAAGGCUGCAUAAUUGAGGCCCAGUUCGACCAGGACCACAGGAGCUUCAUGGACAGGAGGAUGACGAUGGCGGCGGCAGACCUCAAGCGGGAGGCAAUGGAGAUGCUGCACGACAGCGCCCAUUUCUGCGAGGACGGAGUCAUCGACGACGAUGAGCGCGAGCAGUUGUUGCAGGGCGUGGCUAGGAUCAAGCAUUGCCAGGUGGCACUGCUGCUGAUGUUUGAGGAGAAGCUUGCUGCGAUCGGCGACAUCGCCGCCCACGCCGAUACGGCAUUCAACAACUGCAUCAUCUUUAUAUACUCCUUGUCGGUGUUCGCUUGGCGGGUCAGCGAAUUUGCGGAGAAACACCUCGCUGACAAGACACCGCGCCAGCGUGAGAGCUGCUCCAGGUAUUUGUGCGGGCCGUUUAUCAAUGCUUGGUCGUGUUUGGGCGAGGUUGAGCACCGGAACUUCGCGAUUCGCCAUGCGGGCACAACAUUCGACGUGAACGCGAAGCGGCUGAUCGGCGUGUCGCUCGGCAACGUGUUUCCAAUAUUAAUCAUGGCGGUGAUCAAUCUGUAUAACUGCACCUCCAACGUAAGAGCGGUGUUGCAACCCGUAUCGAUAUUCUUGUAUCUGUUCAUGUUCGAUUACGUACACUUCGCAUCGUACCAGUGGCACCACGUCGGCCUGAGUGCCGCGGCAUUUGGUUGCACAUCCCUCUUCGUGCCCUGCCGACACACACGCGGCACUACUUCCGAGAGCGAGCUUGCGGCGGGGUACGAGCAAGUUGCACAGAUGACCUUCGCCAUCGUGAUCCAGAUCGUUGUGGACAGCAUCAUGAAGUCCAGGAACACCCGCGAAACUGCGAUCGCCCACACGCAUCACUUGGGCGAAGCGAUCCAGGAUGGCUUCCGUGCGUACUUCUCUGGGGGCGACGCGGAGUCGCGUGAGAGUCCAAGCCCAGAUGGGGGUUCCAGCGGUGUGCACUCGCAUUUGGCACAUUUGAGCACGAUGAAGUCGUGCAUUGGCCCUGCGGACAAGUUCCGGCAUAUGGUGAACCCUAAUUUGGCGGUGGUGCCUGGGCCCAGGACACCAUUCAAACAUGAGUUGUACGAGAGCGCCAUCGAGUCGAUGAAACUUGUCGUCAGCGACUACGAGAUGAUCUGCAUGUGUUGCCAGAUUGCUCCGGGCGACGAGCUCGUCUUCAAACAAUGGGGCAGCCUAGAAGGUUUCUUGCGCAGCCUGCCACUGAUGGCGGAGCUCCGGCUCGACUUCAUGUGCGUUCUAGGCCUUACUCGGCGAGCGUUGGACGUUCUUCUGCACCAUGGCACCGAGGACGUCGUCCAGGACCGGGAGCCCGCCGAGAUCGAGGGCAUCGUGCACCUCCACGAGCUCGCGGGCAUGGCCACGCUCUUCGAGCAGGCCAAGCAGAGCGCGGGCGCGGCGUUCUUGCAGCCGGACGCCUCUGCCAACCCGAGCAAGGCGGCCUUCGCCAUCGGCUGCGGCGGCAGCGGCGAGGACCUCGGCUUCGGCUUCCGGCUCACGAGUGGGCGCGCGAUCAGCGAGGUGGCCGCCUCCAGCCCCGCGGCGCAGGCCGGCAUGUCCGAACGGCACCUCGGCUGGAUCGUCACCCACGUGGACGGCCGCUGUACGCUGUCGUCGCCCCCAUCGGCUCACGCCGCGCAGGAGCCCGCGGCCGCCGGCGCGCCGGAUGCUGCGGUGGCGCUGGGCGCCACGCCGCGGGCGGGGCAGCGGGUCGUCGUCACGGCCCGCGCCCCGCAGGCCCUCUGGGCGGACCCGCGAGUGCGGCUGAUCGUCACGCUCGAGGCCCUGCAGAACGCGAGGAAGCACAUCCCGAGGAAGAGCUUCGGCCUGCAUCCGGACGAACAUCCAGUAGGCGAUCAGGGGGCCUCCGGGAGAGACCCUCCGCCGCGCGAGGCGCCCGCGGCGGCGGGCCGCCCGGCGCGCGCGCGCGAAUUCGCGCCCCGGCCGCCCUCCCUUCCGCGCCCUGGCCCACGCCCUGGCCCGUUGGGCCGGCGAAUUCCCUACCUAGGCUCUGCCUAG
Prorocentrum cordatum is the source of this 5166-nucleotide messenger RNA. The record is from the annotation of a GenBank genome assembly. NCBI's taxonomy places the organism in Eukaryota, Dinophyceae, Prorocentrales, Prorocentraceae.